CUCAAUGAGCGUUGUUUUCAUUUUGUUCAAGGAUUGUUAUAAAAAGAAAGUUUCGUCGUUUAAAAUUUAAUAAUGACUCUAGAGUUAAAAACACUUAAUAAAUGGGGUUUAACAAAAUGUGGCGAAAUAGCAACUCUAUUAGCAGUGGGAAAAGACGAGUUCUUUCUGAUAUGUGAAUUUUGUGACUCUACAUAUCUACAAUUGGACAAGUUUAUACGACAUAUGUGUGAGAAUCAUAGGCUGAGCUUUAAUACCUUGGAAUCUGAAUCGGAGAGAAGCCCUACCUUAGAAGACAUAGAAUUCGAGGAACCUUGGGAAAAUCCUAUUGAGGUAAACGAUGAUAAAAGCUGUAUAUUAAAUGGAUUUGAGAGAGUUGAAAUAGAACUGGAUUCAGGAGGAAUGGAUACUGCGUUACAUAUGAAGGAAGAAGACAUUUCAAACGAAUUUAUAAGUGAAGACAACGGGGUAAGCAAUUCCGAGAACAAUAGUCCCGAGAAGACAGUUGAUUACAAUUCUAAAAGUUUAACUGAUUCAAAAAAAGUAAGAGACGACAAAGCUAUGGAUGAAAAAGAGUUCACUCUUGAGCUAAUAGAUUUGUACCGAAAUUUACCUUCACUAUGGAACAAUAAACAUAAACAUUUUAUGAACAAAAACAAAAGACGAGAAGAUUUUGAUAUUUUAUUAAAUAAGUACAAAGAAAAAUAUCCCGAUGCCAACAGAACAGUUGUUAUAAAGAAAAUUAAAAAUCUCCGAUCAGCAUAUCGUCGCGAAUUAAAAAGAUGUCCUCCAAAUGUAACAUCUCGUCUAUAUUAUUUUGAAUCCAUGGAUUUCUUGAAAAACAACUAUUUACGUGAAAAAAAGAUAUCGUUUAAAGUCUACGAAAAUGUAAAAAAUGAGAUAGAUGAUGAUUUCGCCAAUAACUCUAAUAUUUCUACCUCAGAUCCUAAUGGAACCCAGUAUAAAAAUACUGUUAAAGAACAAGAUGGCCUUAACUCUGAGCAAAAAUUCGUUAUUGAGCUUAUUGAAUUGUAUCGUACUUUACCGGCGUUGUGGGAUAAGAAAUGUAUUCAAUACAACGAUCGUGAAUCCAAAGCGAUACAAUACAAUAUUUUGCUAGAAAAAUAUAAGGAAAGAUAUCCAGAUGCUGUCAAAAAGGACAUUAAAAGAAAAAUGAGAUGUCUACAAACAAAUGUGCGUAGAGAAUUAAAGCGUCCUAUUAGAACAAAUUUAUACUAUUUUGAUGCAUUACGAUUUAUUUGUAACACUGACGCGCAAUGUGAAAAUCAGAACUUAUUGAAUGAUUUUGACGAUACAAGUGAUAUUUCCAUGGAAGGAGAUAACGAGGAACGUACAGAUGAAAUAAGCGAAAUUGACAGUGAUACAGAGUACACCGAAAUUUCAAAAGUAGAACAAAGGGAAACUGAGCAUGAUUUGGAUAAUGAACUGGAUUUCUCUCAUACAAAUGAGAGAAAAUUCAUUAUAGAAUUUUUAAAUUUGUAUCACACUUUGCCGGCUCUUUGGGAUUUUAACAAUGCAUCUUAUCAAAAUCGAGCAAUUAAAAAUAAGCAAUACGAAAUUAUGCUUACAAAAUACAGAGAAAUAAUGCCUAAUGCCAAUAUAUUUGACGUUAAGAAAAAGAUAGCUACUCUACGUUCGAAUUUCCACCGAGAAGUAAAACGAUUAAGCACAUCUAAAUUGAAAGAGCCUGCUCUGUAUUACUAUGAUGCCAUAAGUUUUAUACGAAAAAAUGACUCGGAGUGUGAUGGACAAGAUAGAAUGGUUGAUUUGAAUGAAGAUGAGGAUAUCUCUAUGGAAGGCAACAAAAUUGAAUCGACGAAAGAAAUUAAUGAGAACGAAAAUAUAUCUCAAUGUACUGCACUUACAGAGGAAAACCAAUUUAUUAUUGAGUUCAUUAAUUUGUAUCGUUCUUUACCGGCUCUGUGGGAUAUGAACAUAAAAUCUUAUUAUGACCGAAAUAUAAGAAACAAAUAUUAUGAAGUAAUGCUUGCAAAAUACAGAGAAAUAAUGCCCAAUGCCAAUAUGUUGGAUGUUAAGAAAAAAAUCGCUGCUCUGCGUUCGAAUUUUCAGCGGGAAGUGAAACGGUUGCGCGAGUCCAAAAUGGAAGAACCCUCUUUAUAUUACUAUGAUGCAAUGAGUUUUCUACGUAAUAAUUAUUCCGAUUGUGAUAAGGAAAUGGAGCAAAUCCUGGAAAAAAAUGGAGAUUAUGAUUCUUUGGAUGAAAUUGACGACUCCGAAGAUGAUUCAUUUGUAGAACAGACAGACUUCUUACUAUAUACCGAUGAAGAUACACAAGAUCCAAUUGAAAGGAAAUUCACUUUGGAAUUAAUCGAAGUAUAUCAAUCUCUCCCCGCAUUGUGGAAAAGGAAGAAUAAAUAUUUUUUUAAUAGAGAAUUUAAAAAGACACAAUAUGAAAUUUUGCUAAGAAAGUACAGAGAAAUGUAUCCCAAUGCUGAACUGAAGGACAUAAAGAGCAAAAUAUAUAGUCUCCGAACAAACUUUUACACGGAAUUGAAACGUGUUGGCGCAAAAGGAACAUCUAACCGAUACUAUUUUGAUGCAUUGAGCUUUCUACGCACUAACAAUAAACCAGUAGAGAAUUUAGAAAAAGUUAAGGUGCAACGAAAACGGAGUACAAUUAAAUUCACCCCACCAAAAGACACAUUAAAUGUUGCACAAUGCAUAAUGCUGGCAGAUAUGUAUAAAGGAUUCCCAUGUCUUUGGGAUGAAACAAAUAUAUCAUUUAGAUUCAAUAAUAGGCGACAAGAAGCAUUAACUGCUCUGCAAGAAGAAUUUAAUAAACAAUCUGGAAAAAAUCUAACACAAAAUGAAUUGAAAUACGAAAUCGCACGACUGCGCAAAAUAUGUACUAAUGAAAAGAAGCAAAAAUUGUUAUGCCAACGAGAAAGUUUGAUUUAUAAACCAACAUGUGUAUAUUACGCCCACAUUGCAUUUCUCGAGGUCAACGUACAGCCUUUUAUAUGUACGAUAUGCCAAAAAUUAGAUUUAAGUUUAGAUCAACAUAAAAUACAUUUGGCAUCACAUGAUGGUUCUUCGCCAUUCAAAUGUCCUCUAUGCAAACGUGGGUUUCAGGCGGCAACUAAUUUUACUGUUCAUUUACGGAGACAUGUACAGGAUUACAUUUAUAAUUGUGAGAUUUGCAAUAAGGCACUCGCAACAACUACAGAUUUGAAAACACAUAUGCGUUGUCAUACUGGCGAAAAACCAUUUAUUUGUGAGAUUUGUGGCAAAAGUUAUCGAUCCAUAUCACAAUUUAAUUCCCAUAUGCAUUGUCACGACGAUCAACCACAGUAUAAGUGUGAUCUUUGCCAUAAAUCGUUCUAUAAAAAAAUUACCCGAAAAGAACAUAUAAGCUGUGUUCAUCACAAAGUGCGUGAUAAAAUCUGCCCAAUAUGCAAUAAAGCAUUCAAAAGCACAAAGCACUUACGGCAACACAAAGAAAUCCAUGCCAUCGAAAAGAAAUAUGUGUGCAAGAUUUGUGACAAACGUUUUGCACAAUAUGCUGGACUUAAUGGACAUGUGAAGACACAUGGCACAACACUCACUGAAAUGACCUGUAAAAAUACUAGCAUGCCAUAAAAAGUGUUGAUUUAAAAUUUAAAAUAUUCUGUUGAUUACCGAAUUUGUAUUAUUAAAAAC
Messenger RNA from Bactrocera latifrons, 3678 nucleotides. RefSeq lists its product as uncharacterized. The coding region runs from base 73 to 3618 and encodes 1181 amino acids. The record is from RefSeq and is a predicted model, not a curated record. The transcript has 8 exons. Lineage: Eukaryota; Metazoa; Arthropoda; Insecta; Diptera; Tephritidae.